UCAUUAUCAUUCAUCAUUACUGAUAUAAUUUAUCCGCAGCUGAUAAUAAGUAUUUUGUUUAUUAAAAUUGAUUAAUAAUUGUUUUUAAAUUAUAUUCGCCUAUGGCACAAUUUACGUGCAGAACCAUUAUCAACAUAACAUACACUUUAUCACAAGACAUUUCAACCCGCUACCCAAAUAUUCAUCGAUUUAAUAACAUCAUUUACUGUUUAGUAGUUUGUGAGAUAUUUAAUCGUCGUUACAUUGAAUAUUUCGUAGUUUAAUGUUCGAUUUAAAUCAGUAAAAGUAGAUAAUCACAUUUUGGAAAUCACCAAUAUAGUGACGCACAAACAGUCCAGCCUUCAGAUAUAAUCUAUAUUCUUUAGUAUUACUAAUAUCACAGAACAUUAGAAGACCGAUAUCAGGGUAUAUCAUCAUUUCAUAAUAAUGUGUAUUUUAUUCGCGUUAUUUUAAACAAUUUUUAUUCUUAUUUUCCGUUUUAAUGAAAGUCUAAAGUUCAUAAACACGAAUCAAAAAAGCUUCACUAUAAAUAAUCAAACAAAUGGGAUAUAGGUAUCAUAGAUAACUAGCGAAAUAUAUAAAUAAUAUUGCACAAUUCGACCUAUUCAACCCAUUAGUGAAUAAUAGAUAUCAGCUGCAUCGUAUAAUCAGUUGAAAAGUGGAACUAUAUAAUAUUGAUACAUACACUUGUGGAGUGCAGUCAAUAUUUGAGCUUAGUACAAGACACGACCACAUAAUUCAUAUCACACAGCCAAAAUGACRGAUGAACAAUUAAUUGGAGUGAUUGAUGUCGAAUCUGAAAUUGUCAAAUUCUCCGUACUCAACCACGGCGGAAGUAUUGUGUUGGAUUCAUACAGAUCUAUCGAACUAAUAAAACCAUACCCUGGAUGGGUUGAAGUAGAUGCUGAAAAUAUUUGGAAUGCAUUGUGUGCUACUAUUAACGAGGUAAUAGAUAAACUAAAAUUAAAAAAUUUAUCUAAAGAUAACAUUAAGAUAAUUGGGAUUAUAAAUGAAAGAGAUACUGUAUUAGCAUGGGAUAUUGAAUCAAGCAAACCGCUCUGUAAUGCGAUUCAUUACACUGAUACUCGUACAGACACCAUCAUCCAAGACUGUAUAUCAAAUUGCCCAAAAGAACUUUAUGAUAUUGAAGAUGCGACUGGUUCAAAAGUAACAUCAAUGUUCAGUGGAAUUAAAUUAAAAUGGAUAAUUAAUAAUACACAUAUAAUAAAACAAUCGACUAAUAUGAAGAAUAUUAAAUUUGGAACAUUAGAUACUUGGAUAGUUUGGAAGCUUACUAAAGGUAAUUUAUAUGUGACGGACAUUACUAAUGCUUCUCGGACAUUAUUAAUGAAUUUAAAAACUUUGGAGUGGUCUCCAGAUGCUUGUCGAGUUUUUAAUGUUCCAAUUUCCUUACUUCCAACAAUUAAAAGUUCAUCUGAACACUAUGGAACUAUAGAAGAAACACAUUUAAAAGGAAUAGCAAUCGGAUCAAUAUUUGCCGAUCAUCAAGCUGCUUUGUAUGGAUUACAUUUCGAUAAACCUGGUCAAAUAAUGAGUAAUUAUGGUGAUAGUUGUACAGUAUCUUGUAUAAUAGGAACAGAAUUYAAAAGGUCUARUAAUGGAUUAAUCACAACAGUAGCAUACAAAAUUGAUAAAGAACCAGCAGUUUAUGCUUUUGAAGGUUGGACAUCAGUCGGUGGAAAAGCAAUAGAAUGGCUCAAGAAAAAUAUGAAAAUUGUUGACAAUGAUGCAGAAAUAGAAACAUUAAAUAUAGAUGCAAGUGAUGUAUAUUUUGUACCUGCUUUUAAUGGAUUAGCAGCACCACAUUGGAAACCAGAUGCCAGAGGUAUUAUAUGUGGUAUGACUCAUUUUACUAACAAAAAACAUAUAAUUCGAGCCGCAUUAGAAGCAUUCUGCUUUCAUACCAAAGAUGUAUGUGUAGCAUUUGAAAAGGAUACAAAUAUAGUUCCAUCUCAGUUGUUUGUAGAUGGUCUUUACUCUAUAUACAAUAAUAUAUUAAGUUAUCAAGCUGAUAUUUUGGGAGUAGAUGUAAUAAGCUCACAAAUGACAGACGACAUGGCAAUAUAUGGUUCAGCUAAAGCAGCUGCAAGAGUCAUAAAUAUUGUACUAGGAAGUCAUGAGUGGUCACUUAAAAUAUUAAAACCAACAACCACAGAAGAAGAACAAAAAAAUCGGUACUCAAAAUGGUUAAAAGCUAUAAGGCGCAGUACUGGUAUAUCAAAACCAUCACAACAAAAUCAAACAAUAGUUAAUCGUAAUAAUUUUAGUUCAAGCUUUUUAUCCACCGCAUACUUAAUGGCUAUGAUGGGUAUGAUGGUUUUUUCUGAUAGGAAUUAAUAUUUUGUUAAAAAAUAUGCAAUUGUUGAUAUAGUUACCUAAAUAAAAACUAUUGUAUU
This is a messenger RNA of Diuraphis noxia (Russian wheat aphid), 2417 nucleotides long. RefSeq names its product glycerol kinase-like. The record is from RefSeq and is a predicted model, not a curated record. Lineage: Eukaryota; Metazoa; Arthropoda; Insecta; Hemiptera; Aphididae.